Adineta ricciae is the source of this 888-nucleotide messenger RNA. The record is from the annotation of a GenBank genome assembly. NCBI's taxonomy places the organism in Eukaryota, Metazoa, Rotifera, Eurotatoria, Adinetida, Adinetidae.
AUGUUCGGUGAUAAGCAUCAGUUCAUUGGAUUUCUUCUCACCUCACUGUCAAUUGGUGAAAUCAUCUUCGCAUGUUUAUUGACAUCGAUCGUUUUGGUUUUGAUUAUGUUUCAUUUAUUCUAUAAUCGAAUCGAACAAGACGAUCGAGUUAUACUUAUUCUCUCGAUAAAUAUCUAUCUGUCUUGUUUGAUCUACAUGCUUUUAUUUUUUAUAUUCCUUCUCCGAUCCGCAUUAGGUGAUAUCUAUCAUAUUGAAUUCGAUACCAUAGGAUGCGCUUUUAUCGGAUACAUAUACGCUGUUAGUCUUUGUGUUUUAUAUCUUUCAUUUACCAAUCAAGCUUUCUUUCGUCUUUGUCGUAUUGUUUAUCCACAAUAUAAAUGUUUGCAAACUUCGAAUUUAUACAUUCUCAUCGUCCCUAUACAAGCCAUUUUUGCUUCAAUACUUCUGCUACCUAUUUAUAUUUGGAACGAUAUCGUUUAUCUACCGAAUGAUCAUUUUUGUUUUGUACCAAUUUCGAACGUUCGAGGCUAUCUUUGGAUAUUCUUGAGCGUUUAUGGUAUUCCUGUUGUUUCAUUGUUGUUGAUAUAUAUUCGCAUAACGAUUUACAUUCGUCAACAGUCCAAUCAACCAAUUCGUAUAAAACGAAGACAAAAACGAGACCUAAAUGCCAUUCGCGGGAUAUUCCUUCUCGUUGGCUUUCUUUUAUUUCUGGGAAUUCCAACGCUCAUCUUAAUGAUCAUCAUGUUCAUUACCGGUGAUGAACAUCCAUUAACGUUUCGUGUGACGUGUUUAUCAAUAGGUACAUCGAUGGUAGGACUCAGUGUAGCUAUGAUAACUUCGAUUCCACAAUUGAAAACUAUCGUUUGGAAAGGCUCUCAAUCAGCGUAA